Messenger RNA from Arvicanthis niloticus (Nile rat), 529 nucleotides. Lineage: Eukaryota; Metazoa; Chordata; Mammalia; Rodentia; Muridae. The record is from RefSeq and is a predicted model, not a curated record.
GAGGGGACUAGGGCUCAUUGCGGUGCGCGCCCAGUGCUGGGUCCCUCACUCGCCGUAGACGGCCUGCCUCGCCUCGAGCUCUCUCGCCGCCGCCCCGCAGAAAUGCUUCGACUACCCACAGUCCUUCGCCAGAUGAGACCAGUGUCCCGGGCACUGGCUCCUCAUCUCACUCGGGCCUAUGCCAAAGAUGUAAAAUUUGGUGCAGAUGCUCGAGCCUUAAUGCUUCAAGGUGUAGACCUUUUAGCCGAUGCUGUAGCUGUUACAAUGGGGCCAAAGGGAAGAACAGUGAUUAUUGAACAGAGUUGGGGAAGUCCCAAAGUAACAAAAGAUGGGGUCACUGUUGCAAAGUCAAUUGAUUUAAAGGAUAAAUACAAAAAUAUUGGAGCUAAACUCGUUCAGGAUGUUGCCAAUAACACAAACGAAGAGGCUGGGGAUGGCACCACCACUGCCACUGUUCUGGCACGGUCUAUUGCCAAGGAGGGCUUUGAGAAGAUCAGCAAAGGGGCUAAUCCAGUGGAAAUCCGGAGAG